AUGCACGGACUGGGCGAGAAGAGCGUGGCGGAGUCGCCCCCGCCGCUGCUCAAAGUGCGCAUGAGCUUCUUCCACCGGCUGAAGUGUUUCAUCGGCCUGUGGCUGUUCAAAUGCCUAGCCAGUGUCUACUUCUUCUACCGGGGGCUGCGCCGGCGUCCAUCUCCCCGCACCCGGCCCACCCUUGUCAAACGCUAUCCAUGUCGGCCCAUGUUGCAGACUCACAUCUUCUAUCCCUCUGGAUACACCCCGGGAGAGCGGCUGCCCCUCUAUAUCAACAUUCACGGGGGCGGAUUCGCCGUGGCGGAUGCCCAGGUCGACGACCACUUCUGUGUCGCUUGGGCCGAGCGCACCGGCAUGUUGGUCGUUAGCCUGGACUACCGGAAAGUGCCGCGCCAUCCAUUUCCCGUGCCUGUACAUGAUGUGGCCGCCCAGGUACAGGCUGUGCUCGAUGACCCGGACUUGCCGAUUGACCAUUCCCGGGUGACCAUCGGGGGAUUCAGUGCCGGGGGUCACUUGGCUCUCGCGGCGUCGCAGUUGCCUCCACUCCACGGACUCGUCCAAGCCGCUGUCGUGUAUUACCCGAUCGUCGACUUCAGUCACCCGCCACCGGUGAAGAUGGCAACCCGACCGUACACUGAUGGCCCGAAAGACAAUAUCGGGGACUCCGGGAUGGGGUGGGCGCUGGACUGGGGAAUCGUCUGCGUGGGGCAGAACCGACGCGAUCCGGUGCUGAGCCCCUGCUAUGCCAAAGCCAAAGAUUUGCCCCCGCGGGUUUACAUGGUGGCCGCGCAGUGGGAUAUGCUGCGCCUGGAGGCCCAGCAGAUGAUCCACCGCCUGGCCGGACUGGAGGGCAAAGCCGACCAGGAAGCACCGUUCGACACAGGGGCGUAUAAGUGGACCUUGGCCCGGGGCUGUACGCACGGCUUCACGCACGGACAGGGCGGGGACGCUGCCGAGAAAGCGUACCGGAAAGAGUUUUGCGGUGACCUGUAUCAUCAAGCUCAUGAGUGGUUGAAGAAGGGUGGGCAAGCAUGA
Molecule: messenger RNA, 1035 nt
Organism: Aspergillus sclerotioniger CBS 115572
Lineage: Eukaryota; Fungi; Ascomycota; Eurotiomycetes; Eurotiales; Aspergillaceae
Product: alpha/beta hydrolase
Exons: 1
Coding region: 1-1035 (344 amino acids)
Molecular function (GO): hydrolase activity
Source: RefSeq, a predicted model, not a curated record